Messenger RNA from Penicillium pulvis, 1380 nucleotides. RefSeq names its product glycoside hydrolase family 76 protein. The transcript has 3 exons. Lineage: Eukaryota; Fungi; Ascomycota; Eurotiomycetes; Eurotiales; Aspergillaceae. The record is from RefSeq and is a predicted model, not a curated record. Gene Ontology annotation, molecular function: mannan endo-1,6-alpha-mannosidase activity. Gene Ontology annotation, biological process: carbohydrate catabolic process; fungal-type cell wall biogenesis. Bases 1 to 1380 code for a protein of 459 amino acids.
AUGCGCAUGUUCGGCGCUUCUCAGCCCUCAUGGGCGAGGGUAUUAACAGUCGCUCUUGCGGGAGCAUCAACGGCUCAAGCCGUUACAUUAGACGUUGAAGAUGGCGAUUCCAUCAAAAUAGCCGCGAGGCAAGUAGCCACGAACAUGAUGUCCUACUAUACCGGAAAUAGGCCGGGCGACAAUCCGGGCAAUCUACCAGAUCCAUAUUACUGGUGGGAAGCUGGUGCAAUGUUUAAUGCAUUGAUCGACUAUUGGUAUUAUACAGGCGACGAUAAAUGGAACGACAUCACCACGCAGGGUCUACUAUGGCAGGCAGGAGACACUGGUGCCUUCAUGCCAAACAACCAAAGUAAAACAGAAGGAAAUGACGACCAAGCUUUCUGGGGAUUUGCAGCUAUGUCUGCUGCGGAGCGGAACUUCCCCAACCCUCCCUCUGACAAAAUGGGCUGGCUCGCCAUGGCCCAGGCAACAUUCAACACACAAGCGCCUCGCUGGGAUAAUUCUUCAUGUGGAGGAGGACUGCGGUGGCAGAUCUUCACAUGGAAUAACGGUUAUAGCUACAAGAACACCAUUUCCACUGGCGGAUUCUUCAACUUGGCAGCCCGUCUUGCAAAGUAUACCGGAAAUUCGACAUACCAAGAGUGGGCGGAGAGGGCUUGGGACUGGACUGAGGAUGUCGGAUUCAUGACACCCGACUACCAUUUCUGGGAUGGCGCAAGUGAUUUGACCAACUGCACCAAUAUCAACCAAAUUGAGUGGACCUACAACAACGGUGUUUUCCUCCUCGGUGCAGCGAACAUGUGGAACAUAACUUCCGAUCCUAAAUGGAAAGACCGAGUCGAGAGAAUCCUCGAGUCAUCUGAGGUUUUCUUUUCAGACAACCCAAAAAAUGUCAUGUUUGAACGAGCCUGUGAGACAGUCAACACAUGCAUGGUUGAUCAACGAUCCUUCAAAGGCUAUCUCGCCCGCUGGAUGGCAGCCACCACGCAGAUGGCGCCAUUCACAUACGACCUGAUCAUGCCCAAGCUCAAAGCGUCCGCAUCAGCAGCUGCACAAGCCUGCGAUGGUGGACCGGAAGGCACUACUUGUGGCCUUAAGUGGACAGAGAAGAAAUGGGACACCACCACGGACUUCGGCCAGCAAAUGGCGGCUCUCGAGGUAAUUCAGGCGAACCUCAUCACGAAAGUGGCUGCACCAGUCACUAGCGAUAAUGGCGGUACCAGUAAGGGAGAUCCUAGUGCCGGUGGAAAGCCCCCAGCGCCCACGCCUGAUGCGCUGUCGUACCCUAUCACAACUGGUGAUCGGGCUGGGGCCGGUAUCUUGACUGCCUUGAUGAUGAUCACUCUGGGAGGAUCAGCGGGGUGGCUAGUUUGGGAUUAA